AUGAAGAAAUAUUGUGGUUCUCCUCGGUCUCGAAAUGCGCAGGAGCUGCUGUGUCCUUGGGUACCUCACCAACAGGAGCUUUUCUCUUGCCCAUUCUGUGGAUCGUGUGUAAGUAGACUGGUAUCGACGAUUGGUUUUUUCGAUGAGAUGCGCGCACGACCCCAGGUCUUGUAUACGAUGUUCCAAGAUGUCGCACCGAUUAUACGAGUAGUCGGUUUUGCAAUCGAAAACUAUAAAAUGUUAUACUCGGAAAAAAUCGGCCUAAAGCGUACAGACCCCACAAGAUGGAGGCUUAAGACAGACGAGUUGGGCCGUGAAACUUGGCACUAUUUGUCUGAGGCAGAAAGCGCCCAAUCUCCACAAUCAAACUAUGUCAAGCACCUUCUAAAGGUGGAUGGUUUUCCGACUCCAAAACCGGAAACCAUUACUUCUCCAUUGCAAGCGGCCGAGAAGGGUGCAGACUUUUUUCAGUUGUUACAAGAACCUUGUGGGAUAUUUCCUUGUCAAUAUAAGGGACCCAUGUUCAUUACCCCAGGUGUUGUCAUCGCCAACUAUUUCACCAAGACUGAGAUCCCCGAGCCUUUUCGUAUUGAACUUUCUAGAUUUCUCGUCAACUAUGCCCACCCUGUCGAUGGUGGAUGGGGGCUUCAUACGGAAGACAAAUCUACAGCUUUUGGAACCACUAUGAACUACGUCGUGUUGAGACUUUUGGGUAUGGAUGCCGACCACCCCGUAUUAGUCAAGGCCAGAAAAACGUUACAUAGGCUCGGAGGUGCGUUGGUAAACCCCCAUUGGGGAAAGUCGUUUCUUGCUCUUCUCAGCUUGUAUGAAUGGGAAGGUGUCAAUCCUACACCGCCAGAAAUGUGGAUGCUUCCCUACGAGUUCCCCAUCCACCCAGGUAGAUGGUGGGUUCAUACCAGGGCAAUCUACUUGCCCUUGAGUUACCUUGCAGCCAACAGAAUUCAGCGUGAAUUGGAUCCGCUCUUGAAAGCCAUCAGAUCGGAAAUUUAUGUUCAACCAUAUGAGACUAUCGAUUUUUCCAAGCAUAGAAACACUGUGUGUGGUGUCGAUUUGUAUUACCCUCAUACAAAGGUUUUAGACGUUGCAAACUACAUCAUUGCCAAGUAUGAAAAGUAUAUUCGUCCAAAUUGGUUGUUGAAGAAGACCAAUGAACGAGUAUACGAGUUGAUUCAAAAAGACUGUUACAACACCGACUAUCUUACCAUUGCUCCUCUUAGUUUUGCAUUCGAUAUGAUGACAUGUUAUGUCCAUGAGGGUCCCGAAUCGCAUGCUUUCUCUCGGUAUGUCGAUAGAAUGAAUGAUUCCAUUUUCCAUGGACCCGAAGGAAUGACGGCUAUGGGGACCAACGGAGUCCAGGUUUGGGACGUGGCGUUCAUGAUUCAGUACCUUUUCAUGGCGGGACUUGCUGAAAAGCCCAAAUUUCACGAUAUGAUUCGCAGAGGGUUCAUGUUUCUUGUUCGGUCUCAGUUUGAUAGCGAGUGUGCGGAAGGCAGUUUCAGAGAUAAACGGAAAGGAGGUUGGCCCUUUAGUACCAAAACACAAGGUUAUACGGUCAGUGACUGUACUGCAGAAGCAUUAAAGGCGAUUAUCAUGGUCAAAAAUCAUCCAACUUUCGCCGAUAUGAAAGACAAAAUUCCCGAUGAAAACUUGUACAUGGCCAUUGAUUUGUUGCUUAGAUUGCAAAAUCGUGCCAGCAUUGAACCUGGAUCUUUUGCUGCCUAUGAAGUCAUCAGAGCAACACCAUUGCUCGAAAAGCUCAACCCAGCUGAGGUCUUCAACAAUAUUAUGGUGGAGUAUCCAUAUGUUGAGUGCACGGAUUCCGUUGUACUCGGUUUGACAUAUUUUGCAAAAUACUACCCAGAUUAUAAAACAGAUCAGGUCAAGUUUGCUAUUGAAAAUGCUGUGAAAUACAUUGUUUCUGCUCAAAACCCUGACGGUUCUUGGUACGGAUGCUGGGGUGUGUGCUUCACCUAUGCCUCCAUGUUUGCCCUUGAAGCAUUCUACACCGUUGGUCAAAGUUAUAACACUUCGAAAAGCGUAAAGUUGGGAUGUGAGUUUUUGAUCUCAAGACAAAGAGAAGAUGGUGGUUGGGGUGAGUCAAUGAAGUCUUGUGAAACCCAUACUUAUGUCAAUUCUGAGAAGUCAUUGGUGGUGCAGACUGCUUGGGCGCUUAUUGGGUUAAUCUUGGCAGAUUAUCCUGAUCAAAAACCAAUUGAAAAGGGAAUAAAAUUGUUGAUGGAUAGGCAAUUACCUACUGGUGAGUGGAAGUUUGAAAGCGCAGAAGGUGUCUUCAAUCACAGUUGUGCCAUUGAAUACCCAUCUUAUCGGUUUUUGUUCCCUAUCAAAGCGUUAGGAUUGUAUGAAAAGAGAUAUAAAGCUGGACUUACUAAACUUUAUGAUUAG
Meyerozyma guilliermondii ATCC 6260 is the source of this 2424-nucleotide messenger RNA. RefSeq names its product lanosterol synthase (gene ERG7). Gene Ontology annotation, molecular function: lanosterol synthase activity. Gene Ontology annotation, cellular component: lipid droplet. The coding region runs from base 1 to 2424 and encodes 807 amino acids. Lineage: Eukaryota; Fungi; Ascomycota; Pichiomycetes; Serinales; Debaryomycetaceae. The record is from RefSeq and is a predicted model, not a curated record. Gene Ontology annotation, biological process: ergosterol biosynthetic process; triterpenoid biosynthetic process. The transcript has a single exon.